UGUUUGGACCAUAGAUUAACGUCAUGUCUGUACAGGGUCCCUGUUGCAGUAGACGGAGCCCUGGCUUUAGACUCAGAGAGAACUGGGUUUGAAUCCAGGUUCCAGGACAACAAGGCAGUGUGGCCUUCAGGAAGUACCUCAAUCUCUGCAAGCCUACAUUUCCCUCCUCUGCAACACAGGGACAGUAAUUCUCCUGCAGCAGGGUGGCCGUGAGAGUCAGAUCAUACAGCAGGUGCUCAAUUCUUGUUUAUGUUCUAGUGGCACCAGUGGAGGGUUUCUGAGCAUGAAUGCAACGGUCACAGCUUCCGCGAUAUCACUAACGACAAUCAAUGGAAGUGACCAGGCCACUCCUCGAAAGGAAACAAUGAGGGCACUGAUCUCAUUCUUCCUGGUGACCAUCAUACCCCUGGUGGGGCUGGCAGGAAACGCGGUUGUGCUAUGGCUCCUGGGCUUCCGCAUGCGGAGGAACACCAUCUCUAUCUACAUCCUCAACCUGGCGGGAGCCGACUUCCUCUUCCUCUGCUGCCAGAUUAUGUAUUCCCUGGAGACACUCACCGACUACUUCCAUUCCGUCCCCAUUUCCAACCCCAGUUUUUUCAUGACUGUGUUCGCCUUUGCCUAUGUUGCAGGCCUGAGCUUUCUCAGCACCAUUAGCACUGAGCGCUGCCUGUCUGUCCUGUGGCCCAUCUGGUACCGCUGCCAUCGCCCCAGACACACGUCAGCUGUCAUGUGUGCCCUGCUCUGGGCCCUGUGCCUGCUGCUGAGCAUCCUGAACGGGAUAUACUGUGGCCUCCUGGUUGCAGAUUUUUCUCAGGUGUGGUGUCCAGUAUUUAAUUUCAUCACUGCUGGGUGGCUGAUUUUCUUAUGUGUGCUUCUCUCAGGGUCCAGCCUGGCCCUGGUGACCAGACUGCUGUGUGGCUCCCAGCGUGUGCAGCCAACCAGGCUGUAUGUGACCGUCCUGCUCACAGUGCUGGUCUUUCUCCUCUGCGGACUGCCCUGGGGCAUCUGCUUGUUCCUCAUGUUCUGGAUUACGAGGCAUUCAGAUGAGUUCUCCCAUCUGGUUAAUAUAGUUGCAUUUGUCCUGACCUGUGUGAACAGCUGUGCCAACCCCAUCAUUUACUUCUUCGUAGGCUCAUUCAGGCAGCGAUGGAGGAAGGGAAGGCAGACCCUGAAGCUGGUUCUCCAGAGGGCUCUGCAGGACACUCCGGAGGGGGAUGAACAUGGAGGACGUCCUCCUCAGGAAACCCUGGAGAUGUCGGGGAGCACUCUGGUGUCUUGAUUCAGAGUCUUGCUUUGUUCAGACACAUGGGGUUUGGAGAACCAAUUUUGUCCCUAUCAGUGUGGGAGGUUUUUUAAGUCUCUCAGCCGAUGGGCCUCUGAAUUAGAACAGUUAACAUAAUAAUCCUGCUGAUGAGGAUUCAGUGAGACUGUGUCUGUUAAACACUCACUGGGUUCAGGGUCUCAGGACUGACUUAUCCCAGACACUCAUCCCACCCCCUUGGGAGCUUUGCCAACGCUGGGGUCCAGGACUCUUCCCACUUUUGAAGAAUCCACCUUCAGCAGGAGCUAAACACAGUGCAGGAAAGAUCAAAUUUCUUUGAUCAUCGUACUUGAUAGAAACUAA
Rhinolophus ferrumequinum (greater horseshoe bat) is the source of this 1624-nucleotide messenger RNA. RefSeq names its product mas-related G-protein coupled receptor member X2-like. Gene Ontology annotation, biological process: G protein-coupled receptor signaling pathway. The record is from RefSeq and is a predicted model, not a curated record. NCBI's taxonomy places the organism in Eukaryota, Metazoa, Chordata, Mammalia, Chiroptera, Rhinolophidae. Gene Ontology annotation, molecular function: G protein-coupled receptor activity. Gene Ontology annotation, cellular component: membrane. Bases 284 to 1279 code for a protein of 331 amino acids. The transcript has a single exon.